GGUCAAAUGCAUGCCCGCUAGUGGCGUAAGGCGCCCUGCUGAUUCUGCCUUGUUUAACUCGUUGGCGCAUAAUUAAAUCGUGUAGCUGUACCCCAAAUUCUUGCAUUGUCUUCGUGUCCUACCGGUAGCUUUUGUUAGUAUGCUUAAGCCACUCUUCUCUUUUCACAGAAUGAGCGGGUUUUAGCUGCAAUGGCUGAUCCAUUUUCGAUUCUUGCGGGCGCGGCUGGCUUGGCGGAUGUAUCAGUCAGAACGUCAUUGAAGCUACGCAGCCUUAUCUCAGAGUUCAAGAACGCCCCUGAACUGAUACUCGCGCUGUCUAACGAGACCACGGAAAUCAGCGUUGUACUAGAGAGGGUCAAUGAGUCACGACAGGCUGUGGAAAGACUUGGCGACUUGCAACAUGAUACGGGCUUCCUCGAUUGUCUUGGCAGGGAGCUCAAUGAUGCUCGGACAAUCCUCACCGACCUCGAAGCACUUGCUGCUAUGCUAAGUCCAGGGAAGCCAGCGAACAAGAGAUUUCGAUGGCUCCGGCAGAAAAAGCAUGCUGUCAAGUUGAAGGGCAGGCUGAAGGAGGUGCGCGAGAGGAUUAAUGAGUUGCUGGUUGCCCACAUCCCUUCCCUGGAGAGUCGCAUCAAACUCGAGCUUCAUGAUGUCCGGGUAGGCAUACAACAGGUCCAAGCAUCAGCUCAAGUCGCUGUGCAGAACGCCAACAGCAACUCUCAGGCAACCAGUAGCGAGCUCGUUGCUAUCCGCACUAGUAUGGCUCGCCAACAGACCAUGAUAAGCUCUGAGAUACAGAAUUUGCAAGAUACCAUGCAGGCACAGGCAGCCGAGACUACCAGGCACAAGCAGGAUGUCAACAGCCAGCUGUCCAACAUCCAUAACAUCAUGCAUCCUGUUUCCCAGGCAGUCAGCCGGAUUGAAUCGGAGCAGACACGGCAAUUCGAGGCUACGCAGGUUGUCCAGAUGGCUAUCUUGGCUGAACUCGCCUCUCUAAGCAACACCUCGGUGGCAAAUAGACGGGCUGGGCCCAGGAUCCAACCUGAUUUAUCCCACAGCAAUUCUGAUCCCAUGAUCUCCUUCUCUAUGCGACUCCCGGGAUCCCGUUGUAGGAAUGGCUGUCGAUGCAGAUGCCAUCUGCCUGCGCGGCCGGCCAUGUCAUUACGGCUCCCGCCAAUGCUGCGAGCGGCAGUUGGGUAUUUAUUUCUCGGCUAUACAGGCUACCCUUCAGCUUCUGCCCGUUGCAACAUUGAUUCCUGUUCAAGAGGAAAGUACAUGCGAUUGCAGGUCACCUACAGUUUCCCCUUGUGGUGGUGUCUGCACUACGUAAUGCAUGCCUUUGUGGAAGCCUCUACGUCGAGAAUGUUCUCGUUCACACUUGUAGUGAGACGAAGAAUGCCGUUCAAGCCCGGAAACAUCCUCUAUGAGUCUCAAUUGGGAAGCAUAAAGACUCUGGAACGCGUGCUUGCAGACGAGAAAGGGUGUAUCCAAGACGUCUACGACCGUGAUGGCUGCUCUGCACUUAAAUUUGCAAUGAAUAGUAGAAAUCCGGAAAAGAUGGAAAUUAUAAAACUUCUCCUUCAGAAUGGAGCUGAUCCGGACCGAGAAGAUGAUUAUGGAGUGUCUCCUCGGCUGUUUAUUUCUCGAACAAUAGUCUCAAAAAGACAUUUGCCGGGCUAUAAUCGUGCAGUGGAGGAUUUAUUCCCCCUUUCCUCGUGCAUCGAAGCACUCGAAUUAUCAUACGUGCACAAAAUCGUCCUCGGUCUACUUCCGAUUAGACUGGCAAAUGCACUACAAAGGCCCGUCAUCGACCUGUUGAAUUUGAAGGACCGAUUCGGACUCACUCCCCUGAUGUACGCCGCUCUUCGCGGUGACGUGGCGGCCGUCAGUGCUCUGGUAGAUGCCGGCGCCGAAGUCAACGAGAGCGAUGUCAAAGGGUAUACCGCGCUGCAUCGCGCCAUAGUUUCCGAAGCAGAAGGAAACAUAGACUGUGUCGACUCGCUUCUGCAAGCUGGAGCUGAUAUUAAUGCCCUUGCGACGGACUUUGGGUGGUCGUGCCUACAUCUGGCCGCGGAGAAGGAUCAGGUAGCUAUCGGCCGCAGGCUGAUUGACGCCAGCGCGAAUAUCGAAGCACCAAAUAACUCCACCGGCGCUACGCCGUUGUGGCGUGCAGCAUUUAACGGUUGUGUGGGCAUGGUACGCUGUCUGUACGAUGCUGGGGCCAACCUAGAGUCGCCAAACAUUGAUGGGCAAACGCCGCUCUUCGGCGCCACCCAGGCCAGCUCGAAAGAGGCUCUAGUCCUGUUGCUUCGCCUUGGUGCUAACGCCGCACAUGUAGACAGGAAAAUGCGAACACUGCUGCAUUAUACAGCACGCUCCGCGCGCUUGGAAAUGAUACCAAGUCUCACUGAUGUCGGUGUCAGGAGUCAAGAUGCGACAGCACGAGAUGUAGAUGGCUUGACGGCUCAACAACUGCUAGAUAAGCGUCAGCCCGGACUGGAGACGAGAGCCGCCUUUGCGCGCCUUGUGCAGGUGUGGUGCAGUCCUGAUGACGGAGCGGACGAUGACUCAAGUACUGAGGAGGAUUGCUUCUACGACGCCAUCGAGUAUUUAGGGGGCAAUGAGAGUACUUGAUGAGAAAUGAUGAGUCUUCAUACUCAUAGGAAGACAUCCACAAGAUGUCAUUGCCUCAUUUAGGCCGCGGAAGAAUGCAUAUUUUUUAAUUCCGGCUUGGAUAUUGACAAGAUGGCUGCUGAGUUUGUCCUGCUGAAUCAUGAAAGAGUGUUUUGAACGGAUCUUGGAAUCUUUUAGUUCAAAGCAACAAGGAAUGUUUUCUUCUCAUCUGAUUUAUUUUCAUCGCGUUCAAAUUCCAAACUUUAAUAAGCCUCGGAACAGAGAAAGUUGUGAACUCCUGCUGAAUGACUACCCUCCCCAUUCAAUCGUCAUUGUCUAUAUGGCUGGUACAUUCCCCGGCGCUGACUCGGUAGACGAUCUCUGGGUGUUUCUUCUUGUUCUCUAGGCCUGACCAUCCCGUGAAACGUGCAAUGUAGAAAUAUAGCAGUCGUCAGUCAAGAAA
This is a messenger RNA of Xylaria bambusicola, 3076 nucleotides long. RefSeq lists its product as uncharacterized. Bases 190 to 2634 code for a protein of 814 amino acids. NCBI's taxonomy places the organism in Eukaryota, Fungi, Ascomycota, Sordariomycetes, Xylariales, Xylariaceae. Gene Ontology annotation, molecular function: protein binding. The transcript has 2 exons. Gene Ontology annotation, cellular component: cytoplasm; nucleus. The record is from RefSeq and is a predicted model, not a curated record.